Penicillium hordei is the source of this 1524-nucleotide messenger RNA. Its product is annotated as FAD-binding oxidoreductase. The record is from RefSeq and is a predicted model, not a curated record. Bases 1 to 1524 code for a protein of 507 amino acids. NCBI's taxonomy places the organism in Eukaryota, Fungi, Ascomycota, Eurotiomycetes, Eurotiales, Aspergillaceae. The transcript is spliced from 5 exons. Gene Ontology annotation, molecular function: oxidoreductase activity; FAD binding.
AUGCGCGGUUUCUUUUUGUCCUUAGAAUUAGCAACUGUGCUGACAAUUGCAAUGGCUCUUGAUUCUUCUUUUGUUAUUGAGCAGCGAUCGAGUGCUUCGUCCCGUCUGACACCUGCAACUAUCAGCACUGAGUUGGGUCCAAAGUUGUCUGCCAAUUCUUCAAUCUUUGCUCAAAACGAUCCGCGAUGGUUCAAUGCAACGGAGCGCUGGCAGGCAUAUUAUCAGCCUGAUUUCCUUGCCGUGGUUGAGCCUUCGAAGGAGUCAGACAUUCCCAUCAUCGUCAAAUUUGCCAACUCACACGGAAUCCCUUUUCUCGCUGUCAACAGAGGCCAUGGCUCUACCAAGACUCUGGGUAGAUUGAAAAAUGGUAUUGAGAUCUCGAUGGCCCAACUCACUGACAUUAAGAUCGCCGACGAUGAAGCCUCUGCUUUCUUUGGUGGAGGUGUAUGGGACGGGCAAGUCAUCGAUUCCCUGUGGGAGGAAGGCUUCGUUACCGGAACGGGAAGUUGCGCUUGUGUGGGCGUUAUGGGCCCUGGACUUGGCGGAGGCCAUGGUCGUUACCAAGGAUUCUACGGGUUGAUCAUUGACGGAUUGAUUUCCAUGAAUGUUGUUCUGGCUGAUGGGUCCGCCAUAACUGUUUCUAACACCUCAUACCCUGAUCUCUGGUGGGCGAUGCGUGGGGCCGGCCACAACUUUGGCAUCGUGACUAGUUUCCAUGCUGAGAUCCACAAACGCACUGUUGAUGAAUGGUACAUUAGCGAAUUUGUCUUCACCCAGGAUCAGCUUGAGUCGGCUUUCGAGGUUCUCAACUCCCAGCAACAAAAUGGCGGCCAGCCGAAGGAGUUGAUGAACUAUGGUGUCUUCACUUGGAGUUCUGAAUUCAGUACGACAGAGCCUAUUAUGGAGGUUUUUAUCCAUUAUAUCGGCACAGCUGAAGAGGCAGCACCAUAUCUGAAGCCAUUCCAAGACUUGAACCCUCUAUACUCAAGCGGCGAAUACUACGCCUAUCCAGAUGUGCUCGAUGCAACCGGCACUGGCAUGAACAGCCCAAUGUGUCAAGACGGACACACCAAUAUGCAGUUCCCCUUUGGCUUGCUUGAGCACAACAUUAGUGCCACUCGUCAGAUUUACGACUACUACAGAGAAAUCACCACUUCACAGCCAUUGUACAACCAGUCCAUCGUCGUCUUCGAGGCUUAUUCGCUUGAUGGCGUGAAGGCUGUCGACUCAGCUUCUACUGCCUUCCCUCAUCGUGAAGACAAUAUCCUAUGUGAUGUUCUUGUUACCUACGACCCCGAUAGUUCCCUUGAUGCAGAAGCAAUCGCCAUCGGAAAGCAUAUCACGCAGCUCUGGGCCGAUGGUCAGCCUCACCGGAAACAGCACAUUUAUGUCAACUAUGCCUUCGGUGAUGAACCUCUGGAACAGAUGUAUGGAGAUGAGCCGUGGCGGUUGAAGAAGUUGCGUGCUACCAAGGCUAAGUACGAUCCACACAAUGCCUUCCGGUUCUAUAACCCUAUUAUCUGA